Messenger RNA from Seriola aureovittata, 3817 nucleotides. RefSeq names its product mitogen-activated protein kinase kinase 2a (gene map2k2a). The record is from RefSeq and is a predicted model, not a curated record. The transcript is spliced from 11 exons. The coding region runs from base 900 to 2099 and encodes 399 amino acids. Lineage: Eukaryota; Metazoa; Chordata; Actinopteri; Carangiformes; Carangidae. Gene Ontology annotation, molecular function: ATP binding; protein kinase activity. Gene Ontology annotation, biological process: protein phosphorylation.
UGUAUUCUUAUUUCUAAAUUUCAGAGUUUUACCACUGAGUGGCAGUAAUGUACUGCGCAGCUUGUUUACUAACUGCCAUUAAACACAUAAGAAAGCAGCAGAGGGUGGAUAAGAUAUGGUCAAAGUGAGCAUUUACCUAAAUAAAAACAGCAUACCCGAGGUGUUAUUACAAACUGCAGAUGUCGUGCAUCUCCCAUGAGUCUUCUGCAUCCCUCGUAUCGACUUGUCAGACGGUCUCAGUCUCGCGCUAUUUAUGAAGGGCUCUCCCUGUGGGUGUCACACAGGUCUGAUGCUGCAGCUGCUGCUUCCUGUACUGAAGCACCACCAACCAGAGCCAAAGCCCUUUUCGCUUCAGAGCCCCACACCCUGAGCUGAAACACGGAGGAAUUUGUUGCUGGGACGCUGCCGUCCUGCGGAGGGAAGCCAGCCAGAGUCGGUCUCCCGGUGUAGCAGCCGGUAAAAACCAUUGUCUUGUGGACGUUGAGAAGCGAGGAGCUGCACUUAAGGACUGAGAGACGCAGGACACGAUUUUUCCAGGAGCUGGUGCUAGCUAGUAGCAGCUAGGUGGCUAAUGGCUAGUAGCAGCAGGUAGAUAACCUAGAAGAGACAGAAAAAUAGAAAUGUGCCUACUCCAAACGCUAUAGAUGCACCGGCUAACGACCUGACUUUUAAGACGCACCUUGGUAUGAUACGUUUUAUCACAUUGGCUAACUGACAUGCUACCGAAAGUAUACUAAUUUUGCUAACGUUAGCCAGCUAAGUUAACUAGCCACUUAGAGCUGACCCUGUUGCUUUUUUCAGACUUGAGUUUCGAAGAAGGAAAAGGCUAAAUUAGCAGCUGCCCAGCUCAAAGCAGGUUAGCGCAUUAUUUUAGAAAGUCGUUUAGGGUAGAUAUCGACAUGGCUCCCAAAAGAAGACCCGUGCCCCUGAACAUUACGCCCAUUGGGGAGGGACAGGCCACCUCUAACACCAUUGAUGCUGCAUCUGAAGCCAACCUCGAGGCCUUACAAAAGAAACUGGGUGAGCUGGACUUGGACGAACAACAGAGGAAACGACUGGAAGCCUUCCUCACCCAGAAAGCUCAGGUUGGGGAGUUGAAGGAUGAGGAUUUUGACCCCAUAUGUGAGUUGGGUGCUGGAAACGGAGGAGUGGUCAACAAGGUCCGCCACAAACCCUCGGGUUUGGUCAUGGCCCGGAAGUUGAUCCACCUGGAAAUCAAGCCUGCCAUCAGGAACCAGAUUAUCAGAGAGCUGCAGGUGCUGCAUGAAUGCAACUCCCCCUACAUUGUGGGCUUCUAUGGGGCCUUUUACAGCGAUGGGGAGAUCAGCAUCUGUAUGGAGCACAUGGAUGGUGGAUCCUUGGACCAGGUCCUGAAGGAAGCCAGAAGAAUCCCAGAAGAAAUCCUGGGAAAAGUUAGCAUAGCUGUAUUGAGAGGAUUAGCCUACCUGCGGGAGAAGCACCAGAUCAUGCACAGAGAUGUAAAGCCCUCCAACAUUCUGGUCAACUCUCGCGGGGAGAUCAAGCUGUGCGACUUUGGUGUGAGCGGCCAGCUCAUAGAUUCCAUGGCCAACUCCUUUGUUGGAACGCGCUCCUACAUGUCGCCGGAGAGACUGCAGGGCACUCACUACUCAGUUCAGUCUGACGUGUGGAGCAUGGGUCUGUCACUGGUGGAGCUGGCGAUUGGCCGCUACCCCAUCCCCCCACCAGACGCCAAAGAGCUGGAAGCCAUCUUUGGACGGGCUGUUAUGGACGGAGCUGAGGGAGAGCCUCACACCAACACGCAGAGGCCCAGACCACCAGGCAGGCCCGUGAGCGGACAUGGGGUGGACAGUAGACCUGCCAUGGCAAUCUUUGAACUUUUGGACUACAUUGUAAAUGAGCCGCCUCCUAAACUGCCACAUGGUGUCUUCACCAAUGACUUCCAGGACUUUGUGACAAAAUGUUUGAUCAAAAAUCCAGCUGAGAGAGCCGAUCUGAAGAUGCUGAUGAGUCAUACAUUCAUCAAACGAUCAGAAGUGGAAGAAGUUGAUUUUGCCGGAUGGUUGUGCAAAACCAUGGGGCUCAACCAACCCAGCACUCCCACCCGCAGCACUGAGUGAACAGGCCCCCACUGCCCUGACACACCUCUGGGUCUUGCUUGCAUACACAUACAUAUACUGUACAUACAUGUACACAAGCCAUCACACAUAUUGGCACUUUUUUCAUCUUGCUCUUGGGUAAAACGGUUUUGGCUUCCCCCUUCAUUUAUUUCUUCACCAGCAGCAGGGCCCGUUGAGUCAUUGUACUGUAAGACCACAGCUUCACCAUGCCAGUGUCAAGAGUAGCCACAGCUCACUUUUCCACACUGCUACAGAGGAUGUAAAGCACUGAAGGGCUGCCAGUGUGUCAGCUGAAUUUGCAUUGAUUGACAAACUUCUUUUGUAUUGUUGAAUAUUCUGUAUUAAUCUCUUUUCUAUGGCAACAGUUGAUGGCUUGUGGGACUGUAUUUUAAUAAAUUACCUGCUGUAGAGAUUUGUUGGGCUGAGUGACCAGAGAGAAAUCCAAACACAUUAUCUACUUGCAAAUUCUAAAUUGGUUUUAUUGAAGGUGAAUGCAGUUAUUUUGAUUUAAAAUCCCUUUGUCGAAGUUAAUCAUGCUAAAACGUUGUCUGAAGAGACCUUGCAGUUACCUCCAAUAUAAUAAUCAAAUUUGUGAGUAGAGAGUGCAGCACAAAUGGGCCUUUAAGGAGUCAUUUUAACUUUUAGGUAAAUGAGCGAUCACGCUAAACAGUGUCACAAACCAAAGAAGGUACUCAUGACUACUAAAGUUUUUCAAUGCCUGAUAUGUUGUUUUUUUUGUAUGCACAGUCAUGAACAGUAUAUCAGUGUACUUUGAAUGUUUUGAUUUUGAUUUUUUUUUUUUUUUUUUGUUCCAUUCAGUGACCUACACUUUGAUUGUGUUGACAUUGUUUCCUCGACAUACAUUUCAAUCCACAUCCCACGCUGUGUGUCUCACAUACGAGGAGGCAUAUGCUGCGGUGGCCUGAUAUAUGCCAGAAUGUCUUUAUUGACAUUGUGAAAACAAUGAUCAAAAUGUAUUCAUGGGAUGAUAUAGCAUGGUUUAUUAUCUUUCUUAUACUGUAUGUGUAUUUUAUUUCCCAAGAUCAUGAUGGGGAUGAUUAGCUGGUGUUUUUAUCAAAAGCCUGAAUCUCUGCAAUGUCAAUAUGAAAUUUCAAUCACGUUGACUAAUCUAACUUUUUUUUUCUCUUAGUUGUUGGUCUGUACUUUCCCCUGAAGUGUAUUUGGUUAUGUUCUCACUGUACUGCUACGUGUGGCGCUCCAAGCUUUCUCUUGGGACACAACCAGAACAGAGGUGUGCUUUUGGAAAAGACUUGGGUUAAACAUUAUUGAAAACCUUUUCCUUGUGAUUUAGCCCAAUUAAUUGUGAUAAAAGUACAAACUGAUUGCAAGUGGAAUUUCAGUAGUACAAAGGGUUUGAUUGCAAAAAUUUAACCCAGGUCAGUGUUGGUCACAUGGUGGUGGUGUUACAUGCUAGCCUGCCGUCUUGCUAGAGCUCUCGUAUUCUCUCUGCUUAUGGCUGCCCUUUCUUAUUCCCCCAGAAAUGUGCAUUCGUUCAGAGCAAACUGGAUGCAUUGUCACUUGUAUGUGUACAAAGCUAUAUACAAAAAUUACAGGAGUACUAUUUUGCAGUCUUAAUAUACAAAUUUUUGAUUUAUGUAAAUGACAAGGGAGAAGAGUCAUUUUAUUAUAAUAUAAAAAUGUGUUGGAUAUGGUUAUAAUGUAUAAAAAGAUGAAAAUAAAACUUAUUUGUGAAUGUA